Meloidogyne enterolobii is the source of this 498-nucleotide messenger RNA. The record is from the annotation of a GenBank genome assembly. Lineage: Eukaryota; Metazoa; Nematoda; Chromadorea; Rhabditida; Meloidogynidae.
AUGGAAAAGCCAAGGAUUGAUCCUUGUAUUGGAAAACAAAUAGAGCUUGCUGUGUUUGUUAAUACUAGAAGAGAAUUGUUUCAUAGACGUAUGGGAAUUAGGAAUAGUUGGGCUAAAGAUGCGAGUAAAAAUAUGAUAAUUCGUUUUGUGAUUGGAGAUCCAGUAUUGGAAGAAGAGGAAGGAAAAAAAUUUGAUCUAUUAUUGGAUGAAGAACAAAAACAAUUUGGUGAUUUGAUACGUUACUAUAAUAUAACGGAAGGCUAUCAUAUGUUGCAAUUUAAAGUAGGUGCUGCUUUUCAAUGGCAACAAAAAUGGUGCCCUAAUGCGGAAUAUGUUAUGAAAACUGAUGAUGAUGCAAUCAUUGAUCUGCCUCGUUGGGCAUUCUGGAAUGAGAACAAAUUUAAAAAACAAAUGAAAGAAACUGGAACUGGCCUAGCAUUUUUUGGAUAUUUAGUAGAUGAAACACCUACAAUAAGGGAAAAGGACAAUAAAUGGUAA